AUGAGUCCGAGCACAGCUUCGGAUCCCGCUGCCACGCCACGCGGUCCGUGGCAGCGGGACGGCCAAGGACACGUGGAUGCGAAGGACGCGGUGCUGAAGGAGGUGGACCUCAGCCACAUGACCUCGUGCGCGCCGCGAGUCAAGGACGCGGCGGAUUACGAGAGGGAGGAAGAUGCGUACUGGGCCGCCGAGUCGCCCAUGGCUGCCGCCCUGGCGUCGUCCAACCCGCCAGUGCAGCCGGACUACAAGGAGGCCCUGUACGACCUCGCAAACCACAGCUGGCGCCAACUUGGCGACGUCCACGUCAUCAGCGAGGGAGAUGACGUCAGAGCAAGCGACGAGAAACCCGUUGUGGCGCGAGCGCCCAUCCAAGGAGCCAUGGCCGCUGGCUUUGCCAGGCUUGACGGGUUGGGUGACCCCGAGCCGUGGGUUUGGGGGGAGGCACAAGCCCGUGCGAGUGACGGGGCUGCUCUUGAGCGCUCUGCAAGUGUCGGAGGUGCGUCUCGCAACACUGUUCAGUGCGGCGCCACGAUCCGUUCAUGCAUCCAACACCACCCGCCGGUCCUGCACGAGCGCCGCUCCUCUGGCGACUUCUCGCUCUUCCACUUCCCCGUGCUGCCCCGCGAAAGCGCCCCUGUUCACGAGGCACCGCCAGUGGCGAGCAACGCUUGCCCUCGCAGCCACACGGCGUGGACUGGCACCGGGCCGGCGGGCGGCGGAGAGAACGAGUACCGGCUGUUCUCCAGAAGCUCCAAGGGCGGCAGGCCGGGCAUGGCCGCGGUUCGCAUGGGAAGGGCGGGAGGAGAAGGCUUUGGGGGGCUCUCUGUGCCCGUGAUGUGA
Messenger RNA from Closterium sp. Yama58-4, 840 nucleotides. The record is from the annotation of a GenBank genome assembly. NCBI's taxonomy places the organism in Eukaryota, Viridiplantae, Streptophyta, Zygnematophyceae, Desmidiales, Closteriaceae.